Messenger RNA from Danio rerio (zebrafish), 1479 nucleotides. Lineage: Eukaryota; Metazoa; Chordata; Actinopteri; Cypriniformes; Danionidae. The record is from RefSeq and is a predicted model, not a curated record.
GUGUUCACUGUAGUAGUUUUGUCCUGUGGUUUGUCAGCUGUAGUGUUCAGUGUUGACUCCCCGCGACCCGCUGUGUGUUCAGAGGCGCUGCUGGGCGGAGACACGGAGAGAUGAGGAUGAUGAUGCUCCUCUUCUCCUCAUCUUCAUCUCACACUCCUGCAACAUCACAAUGACGGACAUCACACACGCGCGCGCUCUCUGUCUCUGUCGGCGAGAACACUCGUCUCUUUGACUCUCAUCAUGACGCGCUUUGACACGAUAAUCGCGCACGACGCUUCAGAUGAACACCAGUGACAGGCAAAUGCCACUUUCACGCAGAAUGGAUGAUUGACAGUCUCGUUAUCCAAUAGCAGUGAUGAUUGCAACUGGCGGCCUGCUGAGGAUCACUCGGCGACAGGAUUCACUGCGAUCCAAGAACCGAGCAGAAAACAAGAAAAAGAGGAAAGCCAAGAAGAAGCGUAAGAAUGACGUGGUGGUGGUGAAGGGUAAAGUGCAGCUGUGCUCGGGUUCGGGGCUGGUGGCGGCGCUGGGCGUGCUGAUCCUGCUGGUGGGUGUGGCCAUGGCCGUGCUGGGAUACUGGCCUGUUGAAAACACACACGCCACAGCGGGCUUCACGCAUAAUAACGAGUCCAGCUUUAACUCCUCGUCUCCCGUCGCACACUCACUCGGGUUCUUCCAGAGUCUGUUUGGUGGAUACCUGCAGUCGGACAACCUGAAAGUGCUGGGGCCGCUGGUCAUGGGCAUCGGCAUCUUCCUCUUCAUCUGCGCCAAUGCAGUUCUGCAUGAGGACCGAGACAAGAAAACGAAGAUAAUUAACCUGCGGGACAUUUACUCCACCGUCAUCGACAUCCACAGCCUGCGCAGCAAAGAUUGCAUCCCGUUCAAUGGCCUCAUCAGCCACAUGCAGUCUAAGAGUGGCGAGGGAAAAAACACGACGCCGAGAAACUCAGGAAAGCAGCGGCGCCUGUCGUGCGCCAGAAACAGCUUUGGGAAACACAGCCUGUGUGCCAAACGGCAGUCCUUCAGCGACACCAUCUACAGCAUCUCUGGAGGCGGGCAGGAGGCGCAGUGGGAAACACACUCCAUCGUCAGCUCGUCUCUGAACGCCUUCACGCUCCCCGUCAUCAAACUGAACAACUGCGAGAUGCAGGAGGCCGAGGCGUCUCGGAGGAGGAGCUGCGGAGGAGCCCUGGAGACCCGCGCUCAGGUGUCCCGCACACACAUCUCACGCUCACAGGACUCCCAGCUGGAGAAACGACCCACCGCUGCUGGGUCACUGCUGUCUCAGCUGGAGAAACGACCCGCCGCCGGGUCACUCCUGUCUCUGAACACACUGCCGGACGCAGCCGGAGCCCGUGGGGAGACGCCCGCGCGCAGGUUCAGCUGCCCUCGACUGGAGCGCUGCAGCAGCAGGAGAUACAACAAACUAGCAGAGCUGAGCGGAGACUCACUGGAGACACCUGACCCUGACACACACAC